Molecule: messenger RNA, 228 nt
Organism: Mesorhabditis belari
Lineage: Eukaryota; Metazoa; Nematoda; Chromadorea; Rhabditida; Rhabditidae
Source: the annotation of a GenBank genome assembly
AUGGCUCGCCUUCGCCGCUUGUUCACUGACCGAGUCACGUUAGUUUUCCUCUUCAUUUUGUGGAUGUUUGCGUGCUAUUUAUGGGAUGAUUUCCUCGCAAUAGCUGCUCAUUGGGGAGCCCGUCUUUUCCCCAGUCUUUACUACAAAGGCGAAGCGCUGUAUUUUGUUCUCUCUUCUACGUGGGGCUUUGUUGCGCUACGGGCGCUUGUUCUUCGUCAUGCUCGGCAC